Molecule: messenger RNA, 3061 nt
Organism: Amphibalanus amphitrite
Lineage: Eukaryota; Metazoa; Arthropoda; Thecostraca; Balanomorpha; Balanidae
Product: protein numb-like
Exons: 11
Coding region: 548-1978 (476 amino acids)
Source: RefSeq, a predicted model, not a curated record
GUCGAGCCUGCUUUUCAACUCUGCACGAGCCGAAUCCUCUCCUCUCAUCCCUUUGUGACCGAUCCUGUCUUUCAUCUCUCCAUAACCGAACCUGACCCCCAGCUCUUCGUGACCAAGCAUACCUCUCAUCCAUCCGUGACCGAGCCUUCUCAUCAGCCGUCCGUGACCGAGACAACUCUCAGUUUUCAACAGACCCUCUGCUCGGCGCUGGUUCUGCCGCGCCGGUCGACGGUCGGUCGUCGGUCGGUGGUCCUUCACAGACCCCGCUCGGCCCGCCGCCGCCGCCGCCGCCGCCGUCGUUGCCGAUGGGGCGCCGUUAUUGAUCUGCGGGCGCCGGUCAGCCGCCGGGGUCCGUGGGUGGAGGCCAGACGCGCUGACGGUGCCAGCCCGCUGCCAGGUGGUGCCCCGAGUGGCCGCCUGACCGGCCGGCCUGGGUCGCCAGGUCGGCGUCAGGUCAGACAGCAAAGCAGAGACAACCUCGCCUUGUACUGCAGUCAGGGGUGGCUCGUGAGACCCGUGGCCCCGUGGCUCCCAUUCCGCAGUCGCCAUGGAUCGGCUAAAACGGUCCCUGAAGGAGAGCAUCCGUAAGAAGCAGUAUGGCCCGGCCGUGUACCGACCCAACCAGUGGGCCAACGACGAGGCCGCCGUCAAAAACGGCAUCUGCUCCUUCCACGUCAAGUAUCUCGGCUGUGCUCAAGUUUACGAGUCUCGAGGACUUCAUGUUUGUGAAGAUGCUCUAAGAAUGCUCAAGUCCCAGCGACGCCGGGUGCGCAGUGUGCUGUUUAUCAGCGGCGACAGACUGAGAGUGGUCGCCGACGAAACGAAGGAGCUGCUGGUGGAUCAGACCAUCGAGAAGGUAUCGUUUUGCGCGCCGGACCGCAGCAGCGACCGGGGCUUCUCGUACAUCUGCCGGGACGGCGCCACCAGGCGAUGGAUGUGUCACGGAUUCAUCGCCACACGAGACUCGGGACCGGACCAGCUUGUAACGGGUGAGCGGCUGAGUCACGCCGUCGGGGUCGCGUUCGGCCUCUGUCUGGAGCGGAAGCAGCGGCGUGACUCUGAGAGCAGCACCCCCGAGCUGUACGAACUGGCACCGGGGGCCGACACUGGACUGGGUGCCUUCAGGCGGGCGUCCAUCACCGAGCGGCUCACCGACCCACAGGACUGCAAACCGGCGGAGCCGGUGCCUCUGAGAUCGGUGACAAACCCGUUUGCCGUGGAGCGUCCGCACGCUCCCACCACCAUUCUGGAGCGUCAGGGCAGUCUGCGCAUCCAGGGCCGCCAUAAACAGGCGGAGGUGUCGGCUUUCAAGCGGCAGCACUCGCUGAAGCUGGACGACCUGCCGUCCACGCAGCAGCGCGUCAACGAGACGACAUCUGACGAAGCCCCGUCUGGCCGCGAUACGUCAACAACUGAAGCUCCGGCGCGCGCCCCUGUGGCUCGGGGUCGUCUAAUGUCCCUUCCGUACGGCGGCUCGCCGUCGCCCGAGGGCAGAACUGACCUCGAGUCGGGUCGCCCGGGGCGGUUUAGUACCGAGCGGCCCCGCCAGAUGUCUCUGGCGGGCACCACUCCUCUGUUCGACAUGGCUCCUAUCGCAGAGGUACCGACCUCGGCGGACAAUCAGGAGGGUAACGUGACGCUACUGUGCAGGGAGCUGGCUCACGGCCUGUCCCAACUCAGCGGCAACCAACAGAGAAGCGGCGCAGCAACCGACGCCACCCCGCGACCUGACGACUGGCUCAACUCACUGACCAACGGACCGGCGCUGGCAGCGGCGGCGGCGCCUCACCGACGCGGCCGCUCACCGUCUCUGGCUUCUGACGCGCUCAUCUCCAGCUCCGUCCCCUGGUCAGCCGCCCCCGCCCCCGCCGCCGCCCCGUGGCCAGCCGCCGCCCCCGCCCCCGCCGCCCCCGCCACCAACCCCUUCGUGGGGCCCGCGGCUGUUACUGACGCCAAACCGUUCGAGUUGCAAAUGUAGGCACAAUGCACAUGCCAGUAUUACGAGAUAAUUCAGGACUUGUUAGGAAACAAGAAUCGGUUCUUUGGCAUCGCAUUCUUAUCGCGUGUGAAUGCCUAACAGUUCUAUCAGCUGACGAUUUUCAUUCCCCUCAAGGGAUCAUGCUGAUUGGAUUGGUUUCUCGUUUGUGUCAACGAGACUUAACGAACAUAUCAAUAUCGAAUUGCUCGCCUAGUUUAUGGUAUUUAGAAAUGCGUCGACGGUAGGUAGUAUUUAGUGAAAUAAGUGGUUAACGUUGCUUGUUGUUGAUUCAUGUGGUUUGAUUACAUUGAACAUGUGCCAGUGAUGUAUUUUAUAUGAAGCUUUAUUCGAGUAUUAAUAGUGUGUUGUUUCCACUCAAAGACUGGCGUUACAGCAGCAGGAACCUAAACAAUUAUGUAAGCUAAAUUGAUAUUCUAAUGUCCAGGCUCCUUUUUCGUGUGAUCAGCGAUGAGCUAUUGAUGAAAUACUUAGGAACUUAGCUACAGGAGAGAGUUUAACGCACAUUACGCUACAUGAUAUGUAACUUGAUCUAACACAGGCAUUGAACAGAGAUUGCUGAAAUACGAAAUCGAAGUUUCUUCGACUUUUUUCCAACACACGCACCAAUGGAACAGCGAAAGACGGCUAAUGUAACAAGAGGACCGCGUCAACAUAUAAUUUGACAAUCAAGCGAUAAUCGAAAAGAGAAUUUACACCACAGGAAGUAGGGACUGGCACAAAAGAUUUAAAUGUUUUCACGACUUAUCUCAGUUCUUAUCUUCCAGCGAGUGUGUUAGGAAGCCUUGCCCUGCACUGCGAUACAUAUGCACAAUUAGAUCAUGCCUGAUGAACUGCCUUGGGCUGUAGUGCUGCACUGAGACCGUAUCGUGCUGUAGUGUGUGAAUCGCUCGACGUGAGAUCUGACGCCGAAAAGCGCACUGCACCGCUUUUCCAGUUGACGCUGGCUGAUGCCUGUAGCGGACAGAGUGGGCGCUGAGGCUGUAUUUCCUAACGAUCAAUGUUGUGAACGGAAUGUGUGCCGGUGACAUGACUGUGACAAUAAAUAUCAGCCGUAGCGAGAAA